This is a messenger RNA of Suillus discolor, 1554 nucleotides long. RefSeq lists its product as uncharacterized. Lineage: Eukaryota; Fungi; Basidiomycota; Agaricomycetes; Boletales; Suillaceae. The record is from RefSeq and is a predicted model, not a curated record. The transcript has 8 exons. The coding region runs from base 1 to 1554 and encodes 517 amino acids.
AUGUCUGCCGUCAACACAGAAAGUGGUAUCCAUAACUUUGCUAGGUCGAGGAAGCUCUCUCAACAACACCUAGAGGCUUCACAAAACUUCUCCGAACAACGAUAUCCUUCUCCAAUUACUCCUGUUUUCAAUACUCCUAAUCUUCCUUUGCAUCAGUCGACAUCAAUACUCGUUUCCUGCCACACACAGGCAUACCACAGACACACACAACAAAGAAUUGAAAUAUUAGAGAAGGAAAACUUAGAAUUACGAACGGAAUGCACCACCCUAAAGAAUGCAUUUCAGAUGCUUGCUGAUUGUGUGGGACUACGAAAUGCCGACGCCAACAAUUUUACUCCGCCUCCUCAUGCUGAUGGAAAAACUCCACAUAUCGACCAGUCCCUGCCUUUGCGACCUCCUCCGUUGAGCUCCGACGAUUACGACACCAAGUUUUGGGACAUCGAAGACUGGAAAAUAUGGUGCAACAGCACUGAAGGACGUGGCUCGAUCAAGUCGCGUGGCUCAGUCCCUUUCUUAGAAGAUGAAGAUGGAAAUCCUCUCGCGUCGACAGCUAUUGAUUCUAUCCGUCGCACAAUGCGUCGACUCUUCGAGAUGUUGGCAUCCAAGAAUAUUGCACCACCAUCCUGGGGACGCUUAUCUGAACAAGCUUACCUUCUUUUUCAUAUUGCUAUCGGUACAGCACACCCAGAACUCAGAUUCUGCUCGAACGACUGGAAAGCAAACGAACUGGCAAAGAACGUGUAUUCGGCUUGGCGAACGGCACGCAGGCGAGCAAAAGCGAGGGCUAAGGGCGUCAAACCUGAGGAACUCGAUCAAGAUGAUCUAGGCUCUUAUUCUGGCGAUGACGAAGAUGGAGACGAUCUUGAGAACCGGAAGCGGAGUGCCAUGCCAGAAGAUCUCACACAUACCACGAAGAGACGCAAGACAUACGAGUCUCCACUCUUGUCCAGUAGCGCUACUACCCCUUCGUCAGAACCUGAAGAACUUACCUCAACCGAUCUCACACCAUCAGCAGCGCAAUGCGAUAAACCCACUGCCAUCGAGACUUGGACAGUACCUCAAAUCAAACUGAAAAAUCCACUUGAUGGUCUUACUCUUCCCCAGAAGUCUCUGCUGGUGCUGCCAUCAUCAUCCGAGUCUACAACUCCAGUUCUCAAAUCUGCUGCUGCCAUCUCCCAACCCAAUGCCCUCGUCGAUGGAUUUGCUGGCGAGUCUCCUGAGGCUCUGGUCGAGACUGUCACGGUCACACCCCCCCUUGUUGAUACACCCAUACCAAACGGCCAGCCCACCACUUCGGUCUCCAGCGUUCCCAUUCACAGUGUCACCGAGCCCACCGAAGUGCCGAAGAAAGCCAGCAAGGCGCGUCCCAGCAGUAAGAAGAACGGGAGGCAACAAGUCAAGAAAGACGGGACUACAGCAGAGUUUCGUAUCUACUGGGACGCACUCGAUACCCAACAGCGCAAUUCUUAUGAGUCUGAAGCGGUUCAAUUGGUUUCCUCGAACGUCUGGGUCAAGAAUACAGUCGGCGCAGUCGUCGACGGUACUUUGCAUUGA